Molecule: messenger RNA, 892 nt
Organism: Cajanus cajan (pigeon pea)
Lineage: Eukaryota; Viridiplantae; Streptophyta; Magnoliopsida; Fabales; Fabaceae
Product: putative calcium-binding protein CML41
Molecular function (GO): calcium ion binding
Source: RefSeq, a predicted model, not a curated record
CACUAUACUUUUCCUACUUGUUUUGUAAUUGCAUCAUCUUGGGAGCCAGAAUGUCCUAUAUAAUUAAUUAAACAUGCCAGUGAUGCCACAACACCCCUUGUAAGUUGUAAGUUGUAAGUUGUAACCAUGACAUCGGCCAAAUGGUUAUUCAAGAUAACCUUCCCAUGCUUAACCCCUCCCAGGCCCAAAUCAUUACCGGAUAUUGCCGGUGACACUGCAGCUGCUCCUACUACACCACCACCCCUAAUUGGGCCAUCGGGCCCAAAAGACGAUGACAGGCACAGGCUGAAAGACGUUUUUGAUCACUUGGACAUUGACAAAGACGGGAAGAUAUCGAGCACGGAACUAAUGGAUUACUUUGCGUCCGUGGGUGAGUCCCUGAGCCGAAAAGUGGCAGAGAGGGUGGUCAACGAGUUUGACUCUGACGGUGACGAGUUACUCGAUUUCGGAGACUUCGUGAAACUGAUGAAGCAAGAGGAGAGUGAGGAGUUGGAGGAUGUUCUGAGAAGCGCGUUCCAGAUGUUUGAGGUUGAGAAAGGGUGCGGUUGCAUAACGCCCCAGGGCUUGCAACAAAUGUUGCGCCUACUCGGAGACGUUAAAUCCCACGAUGAGUGCGCGGCCAUGAUUCGACCCUUCGAUCUUGACGGUAAUGGCUUCCUUGAUUUUCACGAAUUUCAGCAGAUGAUGUCCCCAGCUUAAUCUUAGGUUUCCUUUUGCUUUUGCUUCUCUCUUUCUUCCCUCAACUCCACUUUAAUCAAACUGUAAAAUGAAACUCGAUGCUUUCUUACGUAAGAUAAACCCUUUCCUACAUAUGUCCCUCACUUUGGUUCUUGCAUUGCAUGAACUUUAAAAAUAUACAUUACAAUAGAUGAAAUAAAGUCUAUAAUUAUUA